GGUGUCCUGGGGUGGGAGCGACACCGUGACGGCGAGGGGGGUCUGAGCGCAGCGUGCGGAGGAGUGCGAGACAGCGGGAGCUGGAUGGGUCAGCCUCCCCCUCUUGCUAGAGAUGAAGCGAGUCCGGUCCUGGGGGGAGCCGGACCUCGGUGGCACCCCUGACCCUGAGGAGGACAGCAGCGAGCAGGACGAGAGCCCGUCCAACAAGGCCUCCUGGAGCCUGGCGGACACCAUGAACUACGUCGGCCACCUGGCGGGCCAGGUGCUGGUGACGGUGCGGGAGCUCUACAAGGGCAUCAACCAGGCCACGCUGUCGGGCUGCAUUGAUGUGGUGGUGGUGCGACAGCGUGACGGUUCCUACCAGUGUUCGCCGUUCCACGUGCGCUUUGGCAAGCUGGGCGUGCUGCGCUCCAAGGAGAAGGUGAUUGACAUCGAGGUCAAUGGCGAGCCGGUGGAUCUGCACAUGAAGCUGGGCGACAAUGGAGAGGCCUUCUUUGUGCAGGAGACCGAGGAGCAAAACGAGAUCAUCCCGGCCCACCUGGCCACUUCGCCCAUUCCUAUGGAGGACGCUUUGUGCAGGGGGCAGGAAAUGCAGCCGCUGGCAUCUGACCUGGAGCGACCCCAGAGACGCUGCUCUGGUGACCCAAGCGAGGACCUCCCCCCGAGCUCUUCAUCUAUGAGGAAGAAGCGACGGCGCAGGAAAAAGCAUAAAGUAGACCCUAGGAAGGAAGAGCAAGCGCCCCCUGCUGGCGGGGAGGAUAUCUUUGAAAUGGAUCUCAGUUCCGAUGAGGGACGGGACAAACAUGGUGUGAGGGCAUCGCCGUUCACCCCAGUGAAAGAAGCAGACGCCGGCCGAACUCACCCCAUUCACGAAUCGCUGGAGAGCUACCCUUUCUCUGACGGAGACUGCUCUCCUUCCGACAGCCUGGCGGCACCGGAGCCAUUUUCACCCAAGAGCGACUCAGAGCUGGAGCUGAAAGCCUCGGACAGCCUCCUCCGGGCCGAAUCCCACAUGCAGUGGACGUGGGGCGAGCUCCCAGAAUCCACCAGGGUGACGAAGAAGGAGUGGACGGGGCCCCCAGAAACCGCAACGAUCACGCCGUCGGAGAGCACGCACUUCCACGUCAUCCUCAGCUGCGAGGCGAUGGAGGCGGAGCCGGAGGAGUCGGGGAGCGCGGCCGACCCCGUGUUUGUGAAGCCGAAGCCCCGCCCGGCCGCGGCGCACGUAGCCGGUGACCCUGCGGCGGGACCUCGAGGCUUCGUGCCCGGCGAUGUGGGGGACGGCUCCGCUGCGGCUCCACCCGCCUCUGUCCCCGACUCGCCCUCCAAAAAGAAAGGUGUCCCAAAGCGCAGUCAUCACCAGGGACCAGAGGACAUCUACCUGGACGACCUGAGUGUUCUCGAACCUGAUAUCGCUGCCCGCUACUUUCCUAAAAGCGAGGUGGAGUCUGGUCCCCGGCAGUGGGCGGAGUCAGGGCGGGGCUCCGGCUCUCACUCCCCCCAGUCUGUGGGCAGCGCUGCAGCCGACAGCGGCACCGAGUGCCUGUCCGACUCGGCCGCCGACCUGCCGGACGUCACGCUGUCCUUGUGUGGCGGCCUAAGCGAGAGCGCCGAUGCUGACAUCUGCAAAGAGAAAUUCAUGGAGCACGUCAUUACGUAUCACGAGUUUGCGGCGAACCCAGCUCUCAUUGACAAUCCCAACUUGGUUGUGAAAAUUGGGAACAGGUAUUAUAACUGGACGUUGGCUGCUCCCCUUGUGCUCAGCUUGCAGGCCUUUCAGAAGAACUUGCCCAAGAGCGCCGAAGACGCAUGGGUCAAGGAGAAGAUGCCCAAGAAGUCGGGUGGCUGGUGGUUCUGGCGUAAGCGCUCAGAUAGCACAAUCAAGCAGUCGGAAACCAAAGUGGAGCCAAAGGAGUCGCAGGAUGAAGGAGGCCCAACACCCCCACAGAAGAGCGCUGCCUUGCAGGCCCAAGCAGCGGACUCUUCUAGUGAUGAAGAGGCCCAGGAGAUUAGCGCAGCGGCUGCUGCGUUGGACCGCCGGCCAGCGGGGGCGCCGUUGCAGACCAGCUCCCCUUCCUACAAGAAGUCGCUGCGACUUUCCACUGAGCAGAUAGCCAGCCUGAAGCUGAAGGAGGGGCCCAAUGAUGUCACCUUCAGCAUCACUACCCAGUACCAGGGCACCUGCCGCUGCCAGGGAACCAUCUACCUGUGGAACUGGGACGACAAGGUCGUCAUCUCGGACAUCGACGGCACCAUCACCAAGUCCGACGUCUUUGGGCAGAUCCUCCCACAGUUGGGCAAAGACUGGACCCACCAGGGCAUCGCCAAGCUGUACCAUGCUGUGCAUAAGAAUGGCUACAAGUUCCUGUACUGCUCGGCGCGUGCCAUCGGCAUGGCGGACAUGACCCGGGGAUACCUGCACUGGGUCAACGACGGCGGCACCAUUCUGCCCCGCGGGCCCCUCAUGCUGUCUCCCAGCAGCCUCUUCUCUGCCUUCCACAGGGAGGUCAUCGAGAAGAAACCGGAGCUGUUUAAGAUCGAGUGCCUCACGGACAUCAAGAACCUGUUCCAGCCCAACAGAGAGCCCUUCUACGCCGCCUUCGGGAACCGGGUCAAUGACGUGUUCGCCUACAAACAGGUGGGCGUUCCCGUGUGCCGCAUCUUCACCGUCAACCCCAAGGGGGAGCUCAUCCAGGAGCAGAGCAAGGGGAACAAGUCCUCGUACAGCAGACUGAGUGAGCUCGUGGAGCACGUCUUCCCCCUGCUGGACAAGGAGCAGAGUUCGGCCUUCAGCUGCCCCGAGUUCAGCUCCUUCUGCUACUGGCGGCAGCCAAUCCCUGAGCUCUGCCUGGAUGACCUGCUGUGAGAGACGGCCCGCAUUUGGCCACGCCCCUCAGCAAGCUCCCACCCACACCCCACCCAAUCUGCUCCUAGUUCCUCCAGGCUCCGCCCGGUGCAGGCAGAGCCCUGUGAGGCAGCAUGCCCUGUUUUGGACCGCCGUGCCCCGCCCGCUGCCAAGGUGGGUGUGGCCACACGCUCACCCAGGGUGGGUCUAGUCAGCGCAACUCGCGGACACGUGAACGUUUUGAGGUCAUUCAAUGAGGAACACAGGGUUUCGACGAUUGCGACGCUUAUUUUCCGAAGUCGUCCGGAUGUUCAUUGCUUGAUCGGAGCUUCUGAUCUCACUUUUUCCAAAGUUUUUCUCUUCCUUUUUUUUUUUUUUUUUUUUUGAAUGCCAGUGAUUUUCAGGCUCAUCUUCCUACUGAGGGUGAAACGGAUCACACGCACACACACACUUAUUCUACAUGCAGCAAGAGAAGCUGUAAAGCACAAGCGUCUGUCAAUGAGGGACACGCCUGAGGACGGGGGGCGGAGCCAGCAGUCGUUCCCCUCCUGGCCAGGUUCCGUGCAGUGUGUUGUGUGUGUAAAUGUGUCUCUGUCUGUUCAUCCUGAGGUGAAGUGACUAUCCACCUUCAGUCUGUGGUUUCUCUCUUUCUGUGAAAGUGCUCUCUA
Molecule: messenger RNA, 3513 nt
Organism: Scleropages formosus (Asian bonytongue)
Lineage: Eukaryota; Metazoa; Chordata; Actinopteri; Osteoglossiformes; Osteoglossidae
Product: phosphatidate phosphatase LPIN2-like
Exons: 20
Coding region: 113-2866 (917 amino acids)
Biological process (GO): cellular response to insulin stimulus; triglyceride biosynthetic process; positive regulation of transcription by RNA polymerase II
Cellular component (GO): cytosol; endoplasmic reticulum membrane; nucleus
Molecular function (GO): phosphatidate phosphatase activity; transcription coactivator activity
Source: RefSeq, a predicted model, not a curated record